Messenger RNA from Suillus plorans, 1356 nucleotides. Its product is annotated as major facilitator superfamily domain-containing protein. Gene Ontology annotation, biological process: transmembrane transport. Gene Ontology annotation, cellular component: fungal-type vacuole membrane. The coding region runs from base 1 to 1356 and encodes 451 amino acids. The record is from RefSeq and is a predicted model, not a curated record. Gene Ontology annotation, molecular function: transmembrane transporter activity. Lineage: Eukaryota; Fungi; Basidiomycota; Agaricomycetes; Boletales; Suillaceae. The transcript has 13 exons.
AUGGCGUCUGAAUCCAAGCCUCAUACAGGAGCCCCUUGCCAUGAGGAUAAACAGGCCUCGGAGACACUAGUGGAAUCAUAUCCGGUCACCAAGGGGUCCGACCCUCCCUCACUCUCGAACGAGUUUCCUGAAGGUGGUCUGGCAGCUUGGAUAACUGUCCUUGGAUCGUUCCUUGUGCAGUUCAGCGGCUUCGGUUAUGCCACUUCAUUUGGUGUAUAUCAAGAUUUUUAUACCCAACACUACCUCACAAAAGAAACAUCAUCAGCUAUAUCAUGGAUAGGGAGCGUGAAUAUGUUUUUACUCACCUCUGUAGGCCUCGUAUCAGGCUCACUGUAUGACCGAGGAUAUUUCUACCAUCUUAUGAUUGCCGGAUCACUUCUGCAGAGUUUCUCUCUUUUCAUGUUAUCUUUGUCAAAACCUGAUCAGUACUACCAGAUAUUCCUUGCUCAAGGGAUGGGUUCAGGUAUCGCAGCCGGGCUCUUGUUUGUCCCGAGCACGGCUGUCACUGCGCAUUAUUUCCGACGCAAACGUACCCUGGUUCUCACAUUCGUCGCUACGGGAUCUUCAUUGGGCGCUACCAUCCAUCCGAUCAUGCUUAAUAACCUUUUGAAUGGUCCUCUCGGCUUUUCCAAUGGUGUCCGUGCAAGCGCAGGGUUGGUCACCGUGCUCCUUCUAAUCGCAUGUCUAUGCAUGCGAACUCGCCUUGAUUCGCCGACGACACCGGUAAACUACGUUGCGGCAGCUAAAAAGUGUAUUCGCGAUGUACCGUUUAUUUUAAUGACCGCAGCGGGCUUUCUUUUCCAGAUUGGCCUAUACUAUCCGAUGUUCUUUUUUCAACUCGACUGUAUCCAACACGGCAUCAGCACCACGUUCUCGUUUUACUCUCUAGUUAUUUUAAAUGCUGCCAAUUCGGUGGGACGAGUCACGUCGGGCUUCAUCGCAGCCUUCACAGGAGUCCCGAAUUUAACCAUAGUUGCGACGAUUGCAUGCGGUGUACUCAACUUGGGCUUUAUUGGAUUGAGUAAUCUGCCCAGCGCCAUAGUGCUUGGUGUGGUUUAUGGAUAUUUUGCAGGGCUAUACAUCGGGGUAUGGACCCCACUUAUAGCUGAUUUAACAUCUGACCCAUCUGAGCUUGGUGCGCGGAUGGGCAUCUCCUUUUUCGUGAGCGGUGAUCUAAGUUUUAUUCUAGGAACGCCUAUAGCUGGCGCUCUGCUGACAUCAAACUAUAUUUGGUGGAUACCCGCGGUGUUCUCCGGGGUCAUUGCGCUGGCUGGUAGCAUGGUGUAUAUCGUCAUGCGGUUAGUGUUGGCGAAAGGCAGAUCGAAGAAACAGCACGUAUUAGAAAGCUGUCCGUAA